UGCAGCAUAGGUUCACUCUACUGUCUGCAAUAAUGGCCACUAUCUGUCAGAUUUGGAGACCGGACCGAGGACGGUGCUUCAAAACCUUCGGAAUAGUUUCCGUUUUGUUGCUGGACCUGGUCUUACAGUGUGUUAACGGCUACCUGAGCUCUCCUCAUGUUGGCCAGGACCCUCACUACACCAGAGAUGCCCAGCAUGGGCCUGUCAUCACCAGCCCAGUGGUCCCUGCAGCAGCCUCAGUGUCUCCCGCAGAUGAAGAGAGCUAUACUUCCAAGUGUCCUAGUGGGGGGGAGUGUAGUCGCCUGCCAGCAGAUUGCAUGCACUGCAAUUACCAUCACAACUGCACCUACAAGAAACCAGCAUCUUUCACUUGUAAACCCAAAAAAGGAGUUCACUGUAUAGGAGAGUCGGGACAGCAGCAAACCAACUUCUCCCUCUCCAUCACCUGUCAGUUCUGCUGGCAGCUGGACCCCGCCGAGUAUCGCUGCUCAAACUCCACCAACUGUAUGACAGUGUCCUGCCCACGCAAGCGCUACAACGCCACCUGUGACGUGUUAGAACAUGUGCAUUGUUUAGGUAAAAGACGUUUUCAGAAACGUUUAUUUUGUAACUGGACUGGAGGAUACAAAUGGUCGACAGCAUUAGCACUCAGCAUUACUCUUGGCGGCUUUGGGGCUGAUCGGUUUUAUCUGGGCCAAUGGAGAGAGGGUCUGGGCAAACUGUUCAGCUUUGGAGGCCUGGGCAUUUGGACAUUGAUAGAUGUUCUUCUGAUAGGGGUUGGUUAUGUGGGACCAGCUGACGGUUCUCUCUAUAUCUGAAGUUUUGGAGACAUGGCUGGAUGGUUUGUGCUCUCUUCCCCUUCACACCGCUUCACUCUCAAAGAUUGAAGAUCUGAGAUGCUGUGUUCUUGGCACGUUUGCUUGCCCGAGCUCGCUGUGCAACACGUCUUCAUCCCAUCUGCUAACAGGCAGGAAGUGUUUUCCUCAUUACACCAACGAUGUCUCUACCCACACAAACCAUCAGAUCAAUCCCAAUCGUUCUGUAUCCAUCUCCCGUCGAGAUUAUGUAGAUGAAUCUGUGCAGCAGGAUGAGAAGCCAGUCAUUACGUCUAUCUGGUUGGUUUGACUUAAACGAUGGUCAGACUCCGUCACACUGAUACAUAGAUAGAUUUGGUUUCCCAUGGAGCAGUUCUUUCACAGAUAUCCUGCCACCUUGGAGGCAUGUGUUGCUCCCUCCUUAUUGCAAGGUAAAUGCGUCAGUGGGGGGUCAAAUGGUAACCAUGGCUACAGAGCUUUUCAUGGGGAUACCAGUCACAGCAGACAUGCUGAGAGGUAAUAUUUAUGUCCUGAAAGAAAGCAUGAAUAUGCAGAAGGGAAAUUGUUCAGGUAUUUUCUAUUGACAACAGACAGUUGGUCUUGUGGAUGAGUUCAACAGUUAUUUUACAUGUGCUUUAUUUUUCCCCACAUUGAGUCAGGCCACUACUGUAAAAACAUUGCCUUAAGGGAUAGAUGAAUGAUACGAUGGCUUUUGAAAAGCUUAAAUGUUGGGAAGUUAAAGUUCACUGAUAAACUUCACAUGUUGUAAAGUAAAUUUGUAAGAGCUACUGUAUCUUCAAACAGCAACUGGAACUGGUAGAGAACCAGAGAGAAGUGCAGGGGCGAAAACUUCUUCCAUAAUAUAUAUCAUCACUUACUCACAACAUGUAGUCUAAGUUUUGGGAGACGCAGAGAUAAUAAUCUCUCAUAGUGUAUGUUUGUACAUGAUUAAUAUUGAAACACUUCAAAUGUGUUGCACAAGCAAACUGCAGUUACUUGUGGUUUCCCGUGUUGGAGAUAUUGGAGAUAUCCUGUGUAUACAACUGGUUUUUUCCCUCACUCAUUUUCAUUCUUCACAUGGUAAAAGAAAAACUGUGUACUAACACUGUAAACUCUAAGCCUGAUACUGUGUGGCACCAAUGUGCACACCUCUCACUUCAUGUAAAUACGUUUUCUGUUUUCAGUGUCAGGUAGUUUUAAUCUGUUUCAAACACUGUAAAUGACAUUUUUUAAGUUAUGUAAAUAAAAUUGUGAAAUAUUA
Messenger RNA from Epinephelus lanceolatus (giant grouper), 2076 nucleotides. It is a transcript of the gene tm2d3, whose product is annotated as TM2 domain containing 3. The record is from RefSeq and is a predicted model, not a curated record. NCBI's taxonomy places the organism in Eukaryota, Metazoa, Chordata, Actinopteri, Perciformes, Serranidae.